AUGGAAAUCAGAGUAAAAUGUUGGGGGUCAUGGUUUAUUUUGUGUGCCGUCCUAAUUUUUGUGGGAACUUCCGAUGGACAUUUACAGGAGGACUGGAAAAACUAUGUGGACGUUCAACUUCGACUCUUACGCUCAGAAAUUUUACAAUAUGUGAAGGACCAUACUCUUAUUAUAAGAACUCUGUCUGCUCUUAACUGGCAUCUACGGACUCUCAAAAUGGACAUCAAACAGCUUGAAGCUGGGAGAAGUAUCUUAAAAGCACGGAUUGACUACUCAAUAUCCAAUGUUUCCCAUCACAUCGACAGUAUAGAGGACAAAUUAAAAGAUUUGGAAGGAUUAAUAGCAAGUCAUCAGUUGUCAACAAUGGCCCCUGACAAAGGAUCUUUAGAAAGUUCAGAGACUGUACAGAGACCGGCUCUGUCAAGUACGCUCGUACCCACGACGCCUAAAUCAACUACACCUGAACCGACAACGCCUAAACCAACAACAACAACGCCUAAACCGACGACAACGCCUAAACCAACUACGACACCGACGCCUACAACGCCUAAACCAGAGGGUCCAAAACUUCGUCUGGCUGGAGGGACAUCCGACAAAGGCGGCCGAGUGGAAGUGUACUACAAUGGACAGUGGGGGACUGUGUGUGCUGAUAACUUUGAUAAAUUCGAAGCAACCGUCAUCUGUAGGAUGCAGGGAUUUUCUGGCGGUUCUAUUCGUGUAUACCGACAGUCGUUUGGACCAGGUAGUGGCCCAAUAUGGCUGAGCAACCUUAGGUGUCGUGGGAAUGAGCAAUCCUUAUUUGCAUGUGGAUCAGCUGGAUGGGGCGUGCACAACUGUGGUCACUAUGAAGACGCAGGGGUUCAAUGCUAUUGACACCAUUCUCCAGUAUUUGAAAUAGGUCAAGGACAAUGUCAACUGGAAUCCGAUCAAGGUCAUGAUAUGGGGUCAUGAAGGACAAAGUGUGCCUAUUUUUUGAA
Molecule: messenger RNA, 977 nt
Organism: Saccostrea echinata
Lineage: Eukaryota; Metazoa; Mollusca; Bivalvia; Ostreida; Ostreidae
Product: soluble scavenger receptor cysteine-rich domain-containing protein SSC5D-like
Exons: 3
Coding region: 1-873 (290 amino acids)
Cellular component (GO): membrane
Source: RefSeq, a predicted model, not a curated record